Anopheles stephensi (Asian malaria mosquito) is the source of this 9387-nucleotide messenger RNA. Its product is annotated as autophagy-related protein 2 homolog A. Gene Ontology annotation, biological process: autophagy of mitochondrion; piecemeal microautophagy of the nucleus; autophagosome assembly. Gene Ontology annotation, cellular component: extrinsic component of membrane; phagophore assembly site. The coding region runs from base 1517 to 8926 and encodes 2469 amino acids. Gene Ontology annotation, molecular function: phosphatidylinositol-3-phosphate binding. The record is from RefSeq and is a predicted model, not a curated record. NCBI's taxonomy places the organism in Eukaryota, Metazoa, Arthropoda, Insecta, Diptera, Culicidae. The transcript has 10 exons.
UGUGGUAAACAAAGCAGUGUGCAGAAAAACGCAGCAUAGAAACAUUCAUUGAGAAAGAAACAACGCAAAAAGUGCGAUUUGCCAGUGCGUACGGGUAAAUCGAGACAGACCAGCGACUAGACGAGUGUUGGGGAACAAAAAAAUCAAGCGGAACCAACGCAUUCAUCGCGAAUGUGUUGAACGUGGUUGCAGAAAGCAGCAGCAACACUCGAUUAAUUACGUAAAUAAUAAUAAGUAUAAUAACUCACACGAGCGAACCCGCUCGAGACAUCGCGAUCCGCACAUUCACAAUCUCGAGAGCUGGAAGUGCUGGUCGAUAGAUAGAGAGACGCAAAUGCAUUUGCGAAAGAGGUGUGAGUAAACACAACAGUGUGGAAAAAUAAGUGCUUUUUUGUGGUGCUUUGUGGAACAUCCGAAGAGGCCUCUGCUCUAAACAACAAAAUUUCGCCUACUUUACGUGCGGAUUUCCCUGUUUGAACGGCAGCAAAAACACACGCGUGUGUGUUUUGUCCCGUGGUAAUUUUGACAGAUCGCGCAUGGUGCGCUGUUGUGUUUAGAGUGAACAGCUGGUGGUAGGAAGAGAAGGAACGCGUGUAUGAGUGUGCGCGGGUGCUGCGAGCGUGAACAAAGAAAUCGCAAUACAUAGCGAGUGUGAGAGCGAGCGGAAAGACCAAAACGGUCCAAUGCUUCACAGUGGUUGGAAAGAGUGCGAACGAAACGGAAGAGGUAAUCGAAGGUACAAACACAGUUGCAGAAAUCACCACCAAGCAUCAGCAGCAGCAGCAUUAGCAGCAUCGCAGAUCACAGUAGCCAGCCGUUGGGUGUAGACCAUUGCUGUUGUUGAUCCGUCAUCGUCAACGGCUACUGAUCCCUGGGAUAGGGAUUUAUCCCGAGAACAUAACUUUUUUUUUACCACAAGAAAGCACUAAAAAGACUCCUGGAAAGGAAACGGGAUCCGCAACCCCAAAAGGCCAACAUCUUCAGUGAACCUAUCGGGCUAACAACAGCAACAGCAGCAGCAGCAGCAGUAAAGAAGAAGAGAUCACAUCUCGCAAAGUGUUCAUACAAGUAUUCAGUUCUUAUUCUCUCGCGUGUGGUGGUGAACGGUUGUUUUCUUUGUUGAGCAAAUGUCUGGUGAACGGUUGUAAUAUUACAACAGCAGUGUGACAGAAUAGUAAAGUGUACGUACGUGUAACGGGGAGCAGUUUGUUCCACGCACUAAAAUCAGCCACACAACUUGCUUAUCAAACCUGUGAAGUGCAUAGCCUACCCUAGAAAGAGGUGAAUAUUGGCCCCUAAUCGGCAAGCAAACCGAUAACGACGACACACGCGCGCACACGCACACCCAACACGCGACUGAUUAACGUGUUCUAACGUGUACAAGCCUAGCGAAGGUUUUCGGCCGGCUCACCAGCGUUCGAUCAACGGUCGAUCGUAUUUCCGUCAUUCGAUCCGUGCCGGGGCGAACCGGCCACAAACACGCCACGGACGAACAUCCUGCGUCAUCGUCAGCAUCAUGCCUUGGUAUGCGCCCUGGUCGGACGUGAUCAAGAAGAAGAUCUGCCGCUUUCUGCUCCAGCGCUAUUUGGGCCAGUUUCUGGAGGAGAAGCUGACGCUCGAUCAGCUGAACGUCGACUUCUACAAUGGUACCGGAACCGUGAACAACGUCACACUUUACUGCCAGGCACUAAAUGAACUGUGCGAAGGGCAAGGAUGGGGCAUCGAGGUAACGGGCGGCCACAUCGGUUCGGUUACCGUGAACGUGCCGUACGAUUCACUACUCGCCAAGGACAGCUCGAUCGAGGUGUCCAACCUAAUGAUAAGUUUGCGCCCGAAGGCCCGACCCACCGACGGUACCUCGAUGCUCGAAUCGAUGUGGUCCUCAAUGUCCAGCUCGAUGCAGCUAGCGCAGGAAUAUCUGGAACGGGAAAGCACCGGCGGUAGUAUAGCGGACGGACACCACUCCACACACGGCGGUUCGGGACGGGGGGGGCAUCAUGCCAGUGCGUCCGGUUCCGGCCAACAGUUGCCCCCGAGUGCCAUGGAAGGGCUGGAGAACUUUGCACAAAUCAUUGACAACGUGCUAAAUAGGAUUAAGGCAAAACUUUAUGACAGCGAAAUUAGAAUAGAAUAUGUGUCACCGGAAGGUGAUCGAGGGGUGGCUGUGAUAGUGAAAAUCAAAAGUAUCGAUUACCAGAAUGAGGCUGGUAAUGAUCCGCCCGAUCGUAGCCCGAAAACAUCCAGCUCAUCCUCAUCCGGGUCAGAUGUGUCCGAUCACACUGUCACCGCUGGUGGUGGUGGAAGCAGCAAUAGGCAGCAGCAGCAGCAAAAAUCGUUCCUAAUUGCGACACACGCCACCCAUCACAUAACGAUCGAAGGCAUCACCUUCUACACCGAAGAGUUCCGGAUAGACAAUCCGCGUAUGCGCCGUCACCAGCAGCGUACGACGGAUGCGGCGGAAUCGACCACGGCGGUUCCGCCGUAUGCCGAAAGUAUGAUAGACAGUGAACAGUUCCGUAGCACGAUCUCACACAUGUCGGAAGGUGGCUCGCCACCGAACGCACCGCCGAGCGACGGAGGGGAUGGAUACUUUAGCUAUAGCCACACAAGCGCAUGUGAUAGUAGCAGCAGUCCCACUAGCCGUGGGACCGAGUUUUAUAGGCGUAGCAACAGUAGCGGCACGGACCGUGAAACGGAUCCGAGCGAAGAGGAGGAUGCCGAGAGCGAGGAUGAGCUGGGCGAUUCCGGGUUGCGAAUGUAUCGGUCCGGCGAGAUAAUCGUUGGCAAGAUCACUUCCAGGCAGGAGAUACGGCUGAAGAUGAAGCAAGCGGACAAUCUGCCCGGACCGAACGUGGAGCUGGAGCUGUCCGUUGGUUCGAUCCAGCUAUUCCUGACCCCCCGCCAGCUACACUCGCUCGUGUUGGUUUGUGAUAGCUUUCUGGGCGGCAACGAGGAACCACCGCCGCCACCGACCGCAAGGGAGAUGAAGGCAGCGGCCGGCAAGCGCCACGAAGCAGCGUCGGCUGCCGAAAUGGAUUACCAGCACAACAUGACACGGAUGGGCGGGGGGAUCGGCAUCAAUCAGGGCUGGUCGCUUGCCGAUCCGAUGCAGACGAUGAUCGAGGAGCAGGUGGAGUUUUUGCAGCGCGACGCGUACCGGGGCGGUGACGACGGGGGUGACGACUACUCGGAAUCAAUCAUCUCAUCCACCAGCUCCAUGACCAGCUCGUUCACCUCGAACAGUACGGCGUCGAGAACGACGGCGACCUCGGCCGCCAGCCGCCGGCGCAUGAUCGAUCCGGACGCAAAUGCGGACAUUUCCAAGUUUAACGUGCGCGUAGCCGCCAUCGCGCUGGUGCUGCUGCAUGAAGAUAUUUUGCUGGAAAGCAGCAGUCAGCUGAGCACGGUGGAAUCCCCCCUCUCCGAGGCGAGUGUACAGCAGCUGCAAACGAAGGCGGAUCGGUUCUUCCGUUCGAUUGGCAAUCUCGGGCUUGGGCUCGGUGCGAAUGACGUCAGUAACGCGGGCCUAGUGCUGGACAGUGGCUGUGACUGUAGCCACCUACGAUUGCUGCUGGCACCGAUCAUACUCGAAGGUGAUGAGCAGCGGAAUCGGUGCGGUUCACUGUUACGCUUUUCGGUUUCGAUCGCACGUGCCGAUCUGCGCGAGGUCCUGCUGGAAGUUGCUGUUCCCCUGGUGGAAUUCUAUCGCGAGCAGCGGCCUAACGCAUCCGGCACCUCCCUACCAAAGCGACCCGAAAUUAGUGUAACGUUCGAGCAGAGCUGUAACGCGUUACGGGGUUCAAGCGGCAAACGCUUUUCACCUCCCCGUACGAAGAUACACGUGAUGAUGGCACCGUUCCUAACGGAGUUUGACAUUACCAUACUGGAUCGAUUGAGCUCGCUGCUGUAUCAAGCCCCUUUCACCGCCUACUACCACAAACCGGCGAGUAGUCCAGCCAGCUCUUCACCAAACACCGGUACGCCAUCUGGUGGUGGUCGGUCGAAGCCGGAAGCCAAAACCGAUCUUCAGCUGGAAUCGUUAGCGGUAGACUUUCGGUUGCGGUUUCCCAUCCCGGACCUGCGACCGAUACACGAUCCCCAGCGCGUUCCCUGGUGGAGACGCAACAUCCGGCCCGACUUUCUGCUACUGAAGCUGGAACUGGUGCGCACGGGAAUUACGCUCAGCCCGCACCCGGUGUAUGACAUUUCGGCAAACGAAAUCAAACUCUUCUACCACGAAGCGGAACCGAAAGGCGCGAACGGUUCCGGUGGUGUAAAUAUAGGCAAAACUGUGAUGCAAGAGAAUGCUGCUCCCGGGCAGGUCCCUUCGGUGGAAUAUCCGCGAAUAAUCAUCGAGAUCCCAAGCGAGGCGUCGCUGCAGACGGCUCUCGCGGAACAGCCGGCACAGUGUGGUGUCGCUGGAAAGGGUCACGCAAAGCCACACGCAAGCCACUCCGCACAUCAGCGCGGCUACGAAGAGAGCGACAGUGAUCCAACAUCCGGCGAAAGUAUCGGCGUAACCACUGGCCGAUGCAAGGAGGACACACCGUUCAGCGCGAAACGGGUGUGCAGGGAAAGUGAUACGCCCCAUUCGAAAACAUCCACGGCGGGCGUAUCGGACACGCCGGAAACGCUCACCCUACCGGGCGAUACGGACGAAAUGAAUACGUUUUGUACGCGUGCGAUGAAGCGGGCAAAGUUGCAGAUUCGCAUCGAUCUUCCCGUCGUUAGUUUGCAGCUAAAAUCGAAACAUCUGUACGAAGUUAUCUACAAUCGCAUCAGCACGGAUCUGUUGCUAUGGGAACCGAGUGCCCCAUCGGCGACGGCGGCAGCCGAAGCGCAACAGAAUGCACAGAACACGACCCGUGUUUCCUUCCGCGAGCCCGAGACGUGUCUCGCCGGUAUGGGCAUGAUGGACUCGAUCUACAUGCCCUACACAAUGUGCCAAAGUGGUAUCCAGUUGGAUUCCAGCUCGUCCGCAACAAACUCCGAAUCAGAAUCAGAUUCCGACGGUAUUUUCUACUCGGUGUACGAUCGAACGCGCGGUGGCCAGCUUGACGGUGGUGGUGGGUCCGGUGCUACCGGUGGUGCGGCCGGAACGGGGCGAAAAUCAUCUUCCCACUCGCACCGAAGCUCAUCGCACGGUGGUAAGCUGGCACCGUCGGCCAGUGGCACCGAAGCAAACACCGUAGCCUUCCGACUAAACAUCGGCCAGGGUGUGCUCACGAUGUUCGCUCCCGUUCGUGACGCACAGAAGCACGUUAUUCCGGGACAGUUUGGAGAGUUUGUGAUACGAUUGGCUUCGGGUUACGUCUUCUCCGUCAGUGGAUUCCAUGGCAACGCGAACCUGGGCUACCUGUGCAUUCAGGCCAAAUCGGCCGAAUUCUACCACUGCGGACUAAUCCCGACACCGUGCAACAAUCCACCGUUGCGUUUGAUCAACAGCGUGCUACCCGCGUAUCUGCAGAGUACGCUCUAUCCAACGCCGAAAAGUUUAACCCUGCACGAGCAGCGUGGUUGCACGAACCGGGAGAUGCUUUCGCUCGCGAUACAGAUUAAAUCGGUGCCGGACCUAGCGAUCAAACGCAUACGGUUGGCGGCCGGCAUACAGCUCACGACCCUGCGCCAUCAUGCCACGCUGCAGCAACACGCGUGGCUGACGCAGCUGCUCGACAUGCUGGAUGUGGUGGACUAUCCGGUGCCGGGGUACGUACCGCUCGGCGUUGUUACCGAAAUGCAUCUGCAUCUGUGGGACUGUGCGAUUGACUAUCGGCCGCUGUACUUCCCGUACCGGGCGGUCAUCACGGUCGGGUCGUUCAUGAUUAGCAGCAACAUUACGACCGCGAGCAGCGGACUGACGCUCAACUUUAUUGCCGAGGACGUGACGCUCUCGCUAGCACCGCAGCAAAUUUCGCUCACCGCGACGGGUGGAAAGGAUUCGUCCGUCAGCAGCCACCACCAAGCCAUGGCGAGCAAUAGUAGCAAAAUCACUGUCCUGCCAUCGAACGAGCUGGUGUGCGUGCUGGAGGUGGGAUUGUUCGAGAUUUCGCUCAUGCUGAACGAGCGUGUGACGGUGAAGUUUCCCAAGUUUGAUCUGCGGACCGCCAUCAACGAUGUUCACGUGCGGACGUGUGCCGAUUCGGCUCGUGCCUUAGCGCAGCUGAUCGGUUAUCUGGCGGCCGAGGGAGAUUUGCUGCUGCCAGAAGGCGAUUCGGAAGCGGGUGCGUGUGGAGCUGGAAUUUCGUCCGCUGGCGGAUCGGACAGUGCGGUCGGUGGAAGUGGUGCUCGCGAGUCGAAGGACGGUAUCAUGCAAGGCGGACUACCGUUGGGGGGUGAACCGGAAGGUGAAUUGCUCCCGGUACGGCCAUCGUCCAGCGCUAGCGGGCCGGUAGUGACGCCGAAACAGCAGCAGCACGUUAACACACUGAUGGCCGACGCGAUGGAGGAAAGUCUGUACAUCGAAAGCACAUCCAGUGGCGAUGGAGCAGGAGACGAUCCGCUGCUCGGUGGCGAAGGUGGCGGUGGUGCUGGUGUGGAGAUGUUUUUCUUCCCGGACGAACGGCAGCGGCGUACCAAGGACGAGAAGGAUCCUGGGGGCGGUGGUGGCAAUAGCGGCAACAAGCGACGCUUCGGUUCGGAUGAUGAUUCGUUAAGCAUCGAUGAUGGUUCGAGCAUACCGUCAUCGUACCACGAUGACGAUCACUACCUACGGCAGCAUGGCCAGAGGCAGCUCACCGGUGCGGACGUGGACGAUGAUAAUGCGAGCGUGAACAUGCGCGAACUGAUGAACUUUGAGCGGUCCGUGCUUGGCCAGCAUCCGAUUAGCUAUGGCAUUGGGGACGACGAUGAGGAUGACGAUACGGGUGUGGAAGCCCUGCCGCAGGUAACGAAAGAGCUCGGAGACGUAAACAAGCAUCGGGCGGAAUCGGCCAACGUUCCGGCCGCCGGUUCCCAUUUCCCGCAGCGCAAAAUCAGCUCCGACACGGACGACGAUUUUUGCAUAAUCGCCGACGAGGAACGUCCCCACCGGGGGGGCGAUGAUUCCCACAACCAGGAGGUGCCGGUUUCGGAGGAUCCGAUCCGCAUUGUGGACAACCAUUUCAGCAUACCGAGCGGAAAGCCCGAUCUGCUGAAGGCGCCCGAAGAUUUCCCCAGCGCGGUGGAACGGUACACGAUCUGCGAGAUGACGGUCACGUGGCACAUUUACGGUGGGCGCGAUUUUCUCACCAAAGACGACCGCCGUCGCAAAGGGAAGCAGCAGUCCACCGCCACGACCACGGGUAAGACGGAUAGGCAGCCGACGGCUGUAGCAGCUGCCACACCGGGGACUGUCCAUCAUCUGCCCACCGCGCUGCCGAUGUCGGAAGCGUACAAAUCGGGCGUAAGCUACUCGAAGGGUUCACCGUCCGUCAGCUUUGGUGGGCCGGCCCAUGCCGCACUCGCUAAGCUUACGUGGAAAACGCGCGGUGGCCCGGACCGGAAGCACGACGUGACGAUGGAAAUUCACAUCAGCAAGGUACAGUUUUCGCACGAAACGUACCCAGCCAGCACGAAGGAAGCGUCCCGCCAGGUGCUGCUCAUCAACGAGCUGGAGAUCGUCGAUGGGUUGGCGGUGUCGAACAUCAAGAAAUUCCUGUACCAUCCCAAGCUGCCGAGCCGGCCAACGAGCAAGCAGAGCACGAACCAUAUGGUCGUGAUCAAGGCGCUGCACAUGCGACCCAAUCCGGCCCUGUCCGCGCAGGAGUGUUGCCUCCGCGUGUCCGUGCUCCCGAUACGGCUCAACAUCGAUCAGGACUCGCUGCUGUUUUUGAUCAACUUUUUCAACCAGCUCGGCGGUGGAGGUGACAUUAACGAUGGCCCAACGGCUGGUGCUGCCGGAAGCGGCGGUGGUGGGCCGAGUGCCGGCGGUCGCACCUCGCAAACGACUACCCCGGCCCACCAGCCACCGGUCAUGACGGUGGAAUCGAUACCCGAUGCGGUGCAGGAGCUGCAGGCGAAGAAGAUGGUGUCGGAAAACUUGAUGCUACUGAUCGAGGAGGAGGAAAAGCACAAAGCGGACACGCAGGAAGGGCCGGCCGCGUACAGUGAGACCGGCGAUACGGCCCCGAUCUACUUCCGCAACGUAAUCUUCAGCCCGGACGUGCCGAUCCGCAUCGAUUAUCACGGCAAGCGGAUGGAACUGUCGCACGGCUCGCUGGCCGGACUGCUGAUGGGUUUGGGCCAGCUGCAGUGUUCGGAAAUACGGCUGAAGAAAAUCUCCUACCGGCAUGGGCUGCUCGGGGUGGACCGGUUGCUAAACUUCCUGCUGCAGGAAUGGUUGCAGGACAUUAAGAAGCAUCAGCUGCCGAAGAUUAUCGGUGGUUUCGGACCAAUGUACUCGCUGGUGCAGCUUUUGCAAGGUAUUUGGGAUCUGUUCUGGUUGCCGAUCGAGCAGUAUCAGAAGGAUGGGCGCAUCGUGCGCGGCUUACAGCGUGGAGCGCAAAGCUUUACGGCCCGUACUGCACUGGCUGCACUGGAGAUUACCACUCGCAUCAUACACUUGCUACAGAUUACGGCCGAAACGGCGUACGAUAUGAUUUCACCCGGACCAUCGAUCCGGCGCGGUCGGGGCAACCGUAAAGGCAAACGGAAGCGGCUGCAUCCACCGCAAGACAUUCGCGAGGGAAUGUCCAACGCCAUACAGAUAGUGCGGGAGGGCAUCUCGGAGACGGCCCACAAUCUGGUGGAGAUCACCGCCCUCGAGCACGAUCAGAAAGGUUACACGGGUGCGGUCGGUGCGGUGAUGCGCCAAAUACCGCCGAUCGUGGUGCAGCCGAUCGUGUUGGCCACCCAGGCCACCAGCAACGUGCUCGGCGGUGUCAAAAACCAGCUCGUGCCGGAUGCCCGUGCCGAAGCGCGGGAAAAGUAUAAGGACGACGUGGAGUAGUAAAAACACGGUUGCGCUCUGGUGUGGGUGUCCGGAAGUAAGGAAGCAGCGUGUGUUGUGAUGGUGUUCCAUAGAGUGCAAGCGAGAGUGAGCGCGACGCACGUUGGUCGCUUUUAUUUUUAUCCUUUAUCCUUUUUAAUCCUUAGCCUUAUAUACCGUGUGUCCGGUUUUUUUGUGUUUGUUCGUGUAUGUGGGCUAGCGUAUGCAAUUAGUUUUGCACAUAAGACCCCAAUCUCUGCUAUAAAAAAGAAGGCAGCUGUAUAAAUUAGAACCCCCCCCACACUGAUAAGAUUCUUAAUAAUAUUUUGUCCCGGUUGUUUUUCGCCCCUGAGGGUGAAACCGAAACUUAAACUAACCCUACGAACAAGUAAGUGAUAAUAGAAUGGAAACAAGAAGCAAGAAGAGUGGGAAGAAAGGAAAGAGCAAGUAAUUUCGCUAAAUUAAACAAGUGACAACUGACA